AGGUUGACCCAUAUUCUGCCGCCAUGGAUCUGCUCUUUGGACGCCGGAAGACCCCGGAAGAGUUGCUCAGGCAAAAUCAGCGGGCCUUGAACCGCGCCAUGCGAGAGCUGGACCGCGAGCGCCAGAAGCUGGAAGGCCAGGAGAAAAAGAUCAUUGCUGACAUCAAGAAGAUGGCGAAGCAGGGGCAGAUGGAUGCGGUAAAGAUCAUGGCUAAAGAUCUGGUGCGGACGAGGCGUUACGUCAAAAAAUUCAUCAUGAUGAGGGCAAACAUCCAGGCGGUGUCCCUCAAAAUCCAGACCCUCAAGUCAAACAAUUCCAUGGCUCAGGCAAUGAAAGGCGUCACUAAAGCCAUGGCCACCAUGAACCGACAGCUGAAGCUACCCCAGAUCCAGAAGAUCAUGAUGGAGUUCGAGAAGCAGUCGGAAAUCAUGGACAUGAAGGAGGAGAUGAUGAAUGAUGCCAUUGAUGAUGCCAUGGGGGAUGAGGAGGACGAGGAGGAAAGCGAUGCUGUGGUCUCUCAGGUGCUGGACGAACUGGGUCUGACGUUGACAGAUGAGCUGUCUAACCUGCCUUCAACUGGCGGUUCCUUGAGCGUGGCCGGCGGCAAGAAGGCCGAGGCCUCGGCAGCUCUUGCCGAUGCGGACGCCGACCUGGAGGAGCGGUUGAAGAACCUGCGGCGGGACUAGUGGGCACGGAGCUGGGCU
Euleptes europaea (tarantolino) is the source of this 704-nucleotide messenger RNA. It is a transcript of the gene CHMP2A, whose product is annotated as charged multivesicular body protein 2A. Gene Ontology annotation, biological process: late endosome to vacuole transport; endosome transport via multivesicular body sorting pathway; protein transport. The coding region runs from base 24 to 686 and encodes 220 amino acids. Gene Ontology annotation, cellular component: ESCRT III complex; multivesicular body. The transcript is spliced from 5 exons. The record is from RefSeq and is a predicted model, not a curated record. Lineage: Eukaryota; Metazoa; Chordata; Lepidosauria; Squamata; Sphaerodactylidae.